This is a messenger RNA of Aphanomyces invadans, 1462 nucleotides long. RefSeq names its product succinate dehydrogenase [ubiquinone] iron-sulfur subunit, mitochondrial. Gene Ontology annotation, biological process: aerobic respiration; tricarboxylic acid cycle; respiratory electron transport chain. The transcript is spliced from 3 exons. The coding region runs from base 24 to 836 and encodes 270 amino acids. Gene Ontology annotation, molecular function: 2 iron, 2 sulfur cluster binding; electron transfer activity. Lineage: Eukaryota; Oomycota; Saprolegniomycetes; Saprolegniales; Verrucalvaceae. The record is from RefSeq and is a predicted model, not a curated record.
UGAAUUUGUGGCAGUCAGCUAAAAUGCUCCAACGCACUGCCGCCCGUGCCGUCCGCGCCGCCGCUCCUUCUGGCCUCCGUGCCUUGUCGACGGCUCCGUCAGACUUGAAGCUUCAGGCAUCGACGACCAAGAACGUCAAGUACUUCAAGAUUUACCGCUGGGACCCGGAGUCCAAGGACAAGCCGUACUUGUGCACGUACCCCGUGGACUUGAACGAAUGCGGCCCCAUGGUGCUGGAUGCGUUAAUCAAAAUUAAGAACGAGCAAGACCCCACCUUGACCUUCCGCCGCUCGUGCCGUGAAGGUAUCUGCGGGUCGUGUGCGAUGAACAUUGACGGUGGUAACACGUUGGCGUGCUUGAGUCCCAUCGACAAGAAGAAGGACACGACCAAGAUCUACCCAUUGCCGCACAUGUAUGUCAUCCGCGAUUUGGUCCCCGACAUGAACAACUUUUACGCGCAAUACAAGUCCAUCAAGCCGUGGUUGCAAUCCGACGUGGUCAAGUCGGACAACGCCGAAUACCUGCAGUCGAAGGAGGACCGCAAGAAGCUUGACGGCAUGUACGAAUGCAUCUUGUGCGCGUGCUGCAGCACGUCGUGCCCGAGUUACUGGUGGAACCCUGACAAGUACCUUGGCCCUGCCGUGCUCAUGCAAGCGUUCCGUUGGAUCGAAGACUCGCGCGACACCAAGACGCUCGAGCGUUUGGAAAGCCUCAACGACGCGUACAAGCUGUACCGGUGCCACACCAUCAUGAACUGCACCAAGACGUGCCCCAAGCAUCUGAACCCUGCCAAGGCGAUCGGCAAGAUCAAGAAGAAGUUGGCUGUGCUGCAUUAAGUUCCGACAACACUCGGAGAAUAUCCUGACCCCUGCGAUGAGAUCUUGUUCCGCGCGUAAUACACUUUAACACUACCAAGAACUGACUCGGUUUGACAUUCGCUGUACACCAGACCUCGAUGUAUAAAAAGCUCUUUGGACCGGUCUCGGAUCGAAAGAUCCACUUGGUCGUUGCUUCGAUGGACGGCGAGACAGCAAGAUGCCGCCAUGGUGAAUCAUUGCGGUUGUUCGUUCAGGAGGUCGGCCACGAGCUCGUAGUGUGCCUCCCGCAGUCGGUUGAAGAGCGAUUCGUAGGUGCUCCAGGUCAACCUCGGCUGAAUUUGAAGCCGAAGCAGUUCGUCGCCAGUUGUGAUCGCGUUCAGCUGGUACGUGCUGACAUGAUGGAGCACGAUCAAAUGGAGGAACACGACGGCUUCGACGCCAUGAAGACAUGCCAGUGUGACAAACCCCAUGAUUUCUCCCCAGUUGAGGACGUUCCAAAAGCACGCGUGCUGCCACCGCAGGACGAGGCUUAGGACAGGGCACUCCAAACGACGCAAUGCCAGCGCAAUCUACGCAGGAGGCCACGCCAGUCGAAGGCACCAUGACACAGAAGUUGAAGAGCGUACGUACGUGUGGAAAAUCGA